This is a messenger RNA of Caenorhabditis bovis, 1539 nucleotides long. The record is from the annotation of a GenBank genome assembly. Lineage: Eukaryota; Metazoa; Nematoda; Chromadorea; Rhabditida; Rhabditidae.
AUGAGAUUCAAAAAGAGCUCAUCGGAAAGCAGCGACGAGACACAGUUCCGCGAGAAGGACGAGUGGGAGUGGGCGCAGAAACUCGCGAGACGCCUCGAGCAAGUGUUGAAUGUGCAUCCCGAGAAGUACCAGAACGGCUUCAACAGCCAACGAGCCAGUCGGCAAUCGUCGCCGGACCAUGUGCCGGAGAGGAGCCGAAGCGCCGAUUAUGGUCGCGCCGUCGAGAUGGCCAACGGCGAUGAGGUCAAAGGGAUGCUGUUGUCGAACGGCGACGAGGUGAUGCGACAUCAGAGUCCGCAGCGCGGCACACCAAAUUCAAGCAUUGGACGCGGCGCGCCCGAAUCGAUCGUCACCAUCAAUGUGGCCGGCAUGCGAUUCCAAACGUUCGAGAGCACACUGGCGCGCUAUCCGAACUCGCUGCUCGGCGAUCCAACAAAACGCCGACAUUUCUAUAUACCGGAGACGAAUGAGUACUUUUUCGACCGUCAUCGUACCACCAACGCUGCGGUCUCCUACGAAACCCGGCAAUACUUAUUCGAGUCGAUCCUCUACAUCUAUCAAAGUAAUGGCCGUGUGAAACGGCCAGAAAUUGUGCCGAUCGACGUGUUUCUCCGAGAGAUGAGGUUUUACGAGAUGGGCGACGAGCUGCUCGAAGAGUUUUGGAUAUCCGAAGGCUACGAGAAGCCGAAAGAAGUGCUGAUGCCGAAGAACAAGACGCAAAGAAAAAUCUGGGAGCUCAUGGAGUUCCCCGACAGCUCGCUGUCGGCGCGAAUCGUCGCGUUCAUCUCCAUAUUUGUCAUCGCGCUCUCGAUUAUAUCGUUCUGCUGGGAAACGGUGCCGUCGGACAAUGAGAAGAACGCGACGGCGAUCUAUUUGGAGGACGCCGAGCCGAAAACCUACACACCGUUUUUCUGGAUUGAGCUCUCGUGCAUUCUGUGGUUCACUCUAGAAUUGACACUCCGAUUCAUCUCAUGCCCAUGUAAGGUGUCAUUUUGCACCUCACUUCUCAAUAUUAUCGAUUUUGUCGCAAUCGCGCCGUUCUUCGUCAACUUCUUCUUGGCCGACACUAAUAAGUCGAACUCGUCGAUGUCAUUCGCGGUGCUUCGCGUGCUUCGACUUGUUCGCGUUUUUCGCGUCUUCAAACUGAGUCGACAUUCCGUCGGCCUUCAGAUUCUUGGCAAAACGUUCCGCUCGUCGAUUCAAGAAUUCUGCCUGCUCAUAUUCUUCUUGGCCAUCGCCAAUGUUCUGUUCGCGUCCGGCAUGUAUUUUGCCGAGCAAGGAGAGCCGAACUCAAAGUUCACCUCAAUUCCGGCGAGCUUCUGGUUUGUGCUGGUCACUAUGACAACUGUUGGCUACGGCGACCUUGUGCCGCUCAGCCCAUUCGGAAAACUCGUCGGCGGUUUGUGCGCGUUGAUAGGAGUGCUCACACUGGCUCUGCCAGUCCCAAUCAUUGUCGCCAAUUUCAAACACUUCUACCGGCAGGAGAACCGUCUCGCCUCAAUGAAAAACUCAUCGAAAGACGACGACGACGCCGCCUGA